Molecule: messenger RNA, 1437 nt
Organism: Ostertagia ostertagi
Lineage: Eukaryota; Metazoa; Nematoda; Chromadorea; Rhabditida; Trichostrongylidae
Source: the annotation of a GenBank genome assembly
AUGGCGAGUGAACUCCCAGCUUCUGAUCAAGAUGCCAAUGUCAGACCGGUGUUUAGCGAAGAGUGGGAAGGCUUUGAGGCGGUUCCGUAUGAAAAGGAAAACCUUUACAAAGAGCCCGUCCUCACUCACAACAGCAAGAAUACACAGGAUUUCAAUCACUUUGUUGUUGAAAGUGAGGUGAAGUCGGUUGGCGACAAAGUUCGCGAAUUUUUGCUGUCGUUGCAGUACUUCCGCGUAUUCAUUGCCUUGUGGAACAUUCUUCUCUCAUUAAUUAUGACCACAGUAUCUGAUAUUGGUAGCCAUAUUUCUAGUGGAAUGGAUUUCCUAAGUUCUGCAGAUGCAAUUCUCAAGAAAACUCUUACAUCAGUCCCCGCUGGUCGUCCACGUCGUGGUGCAGGCGGUGACAAGCAGAAGCAGGCCUUGAGUGAGGACUCAGUUGAAGACGAUCUCUAUAUCAGUAAUGUUUUGCAAGAACUACGAGUAGAGUUGGAUGUUAAAAGGCGAGAAGAAGAGAGGUUACAGAAAGAAAUUGCAGAUGUCCUCACUGAGUGUGCUUCAGGAGUGCCGCGCGAUCAUCAAAGUCGAGCUUUCGGAUGCCGUCCCGUGAAAAUGCCCAUGCUGGUAUCUGCCCUUGACGUAGCUAAAACUCGUGUGGUGGAAUGUCUUCAGCUUGCGGGAGACAUGCAUGACUUAGUGUUGAUGAAGCAUAGCACGAAGACUACGAACAAGCCGACUCAGCACAUCCACCGCUUCCUCACCCUCGAUCGGGAGCGUUUCCCAUCAAUGCUGGUCAAAAUGUUUCACACAGCUAUGAGGUGCUCACAAACGCUGCAGCCCGACUCAAAGAAAUUUUGGGAAAAGAAGCUCGAAGCAGCUGUUGAAGCAGAAGACAUACCGUCUAUGCAGAGAUUUGUGAAACUGUUCCCUCUCAUCAAUGAACAUGAUAGUGGCCUUACUCGAUUUGGGAAGUAUCUGAGCAAACAGAUCGUAAAGAUAGGAAGCGACAAUCUCAAAAUCAUGGAUGCCGGUGGAACAGACGACAAGCGGAUCAGCGUUCUCUAUGCUGACACGUUAUUUUUGUUUUUCGAAGGCAUCGCAGCCUUACUAGAGACGAAUCAGCCACUUAUUGAGAGUGCUUAUGGGCCUGAUAAAUUGUUGGAUUUCAUAAAUAUGCUACAAGUCGACAUCGAUCAAGUUGUGGGAAAAGUGAUCGAUGCGUUUGCUAAAAAGCGACAGUUAGAGAAACGGCUGAAAGCAGUUCAGCGCCUUCUGCGAGAAGAUCGUCACAGUGAUAAAGGGGAAGUGGAGCGUUUGGACGCCCUUGAGCUGGAUAAGUUGUUAUCGGAGAUUUGUCUCAUGAACACGCACACAGAAAUGUACUGGAGAUUUGUACGUAGACGACUCAAAGGAGCAUCUCUUGAAGCGGAUCAAGAGGAG